CAGGGUCAGCCUUUGACCGAACAUCCACCCCCUCACCGGUUGGCAAUUAAGACAACCAGAGGGUGAUAUAUCCGAAUCCUCUUCCGGCAUCCUUGUGUCAACUAAAAAUACCGCACUUACCGCCAGUUAAUUUGCAGAAAGCCUUGACAUGGAAACUCGAACUAGAUUAUCCGUCGCGUCCGCCGCGACACCCCCAACCCUUCCUGACCUCAACCAGCACGCCCACCAGCACGCCAAAGACAUAAUGGGCAUUGAAUUUUCGGAACAGCUACUCACUCCUGAGAACAGCCGCUCCGAGACCUCCAGUAACAACGAAAACGCGUCGAACGAGGAAAAGCCGGCGGUGCGGCGGACAUCUACACGGGUGACACGCGCCUCUUUACGGGGGGCUGCACAACUGGAUAAUCUGGCUCUAGAGAGCAAUAAUGAAGUUACAAUUUCUACCGGAGAGGAAAACCGGACGGUCCCUGGUGAGAUCUCGGUCAACAAGGUUUCAGAGGGGAAGAAGUCGCAGUAUUCUCUUCCGCGGCACAGCAUAGCGGUCAUGGAAAAGACCAUGUGGCGCGAAGCAGCGCUCAGUCAAGAUCAUACGGAGGCUGAAGACCACCCACAGGCCCCCGAUACGCCUGUUUCGAAAUCAUCCCAAGAACCACAGCCAUCGGAGUCCGGUUCGUCACUUCCGCAACGAACUUUGCGGAAGCGUGUGCAACAGCCAUCAACCAACGAAGAAAACCAGGACCAGGACCAGGAUCAGGAAAAAGCAAAGACGACCCCGGAAGCAAACAGUCAAGAACCUCCGAGGCGCUCGUCUCGUCUGAGUAUUUUGGGGAAAGCAUCGGACCUCGUCGACCGGGCUAGCAGUGUGUUAGGGAAACGCUCCAGAGACAUGAUAGAUAAAGGAAAGGAAAUUGGCCGACGGGCCAGUCUACGCCCUCGAAAUGUUGUCACGCCGAAGGAGGAAUCCACUUCGGCCGCCAACGAGCCUCCUGCAGCGAAGAAGCGGCGUGUUUCUGACAGCGAAUUGCUGUCAAAGUCCAAAUCUCGGGAAGAUUCCAAAAUUGAAGAGGAUGCUCCCCCAAAGCCGGUGUUGGAACACAAAAGAAAGCGCUGGCUCGCUCAUGGGCUAUACACGGGACAAGAACACACCGACGCUCGUCCUAGUCAGAACAGAAACAGGAAUACCAAGAGGAGAAGUGAAAGCAAGCCCCAGCGGAGAUUACUUCCAAUGCCUAUGUUUGCAGGCGAUCGACUUUUGAAAAGCGGAAGAGACUUCCAGUUGCCUUAUGAUAUCUUCUCUCCUCUCCCUCCUGGUCAACCUAAACCCGACGAGUGGAGGAAAACCAACAAAAACGUCUUUGUUGGCGAGGCCUCUAGCAUCUGGAGGGCUAACAAGCACGAGGAACUGUCGAAAUGCUUGUGUACUGAGGACACAGGAUGUGACGAGGAGUGUCAAAACCGCUACAUGUUUUACGAAUGUGAUAACGGGAACUGUGCAUUAGGCCCAGAAUGCGGUAACCGAAAUUUUGACGAACUUAAGCAAAGAACCAAGGCGGGAGGAAAAUACAACAUUGGUGUCGAGGUCAUCAAAACGUCGGACCGUGGAUAUGGUGUUCGCAGCAACCGCACCUUCGAACCAAAUCAGAUCAUUGUCGAGUAUACUGGAGAGAUCGUCACCCAAAACGAAUGUGAAAGACGGAUGAGAUCCGUCUAUAAAAACAAUGAGUGCUAUUAUCUGAUGUACUUCGACCAAAACAUGAUCAUCGAUGCCACCCGGGGCUCCAUUGCUCGUUUUGUGAAUCACUCUUGUGAACCCAACUGUCGAAUGGAAAAAUGGACAGUUGCUGGCAAACCACGCAUGGCUCUUUUUGCUGGGGAUCGUGGGAUUAUGACAGGCGAAGAACUGACUUAUGAUUAUAACUUUGACCCCUAUUCCCAGAAAAAUGUCCAGCAGUGCCGGUGUGGCUCAUCAGUAUGCCGUGGUAUUCUAGGACCGCGACCAAGAGAUAAGGAUCAACGUGCAAGUGCAAGGGAGUCGAAGGGUGACAAUCAGAAAAAGUCUAAUUCGAACACUAAAAAGGCCAAUGCGAAGGCCACCGGCUCAAAGAGAAAACUUGAAAAUGCAAUCGACGAGUCUGCUGCGCGGAUUAACAAGAAGCGUAAGCUUCUGACACCAAAGUCGAUCAAGUCCGGAGUCAAGAAGGCGGUUUCGAGAGCACGUCCCUCUGCUUCUAAAUCAACUACUACACAGAAGAAGCAGCCAGCUACCAAACAAAAAAGAAAGGCAACCAAAGAGCCUGCAGAACAGAGUACCAAAGCCAAGAGUCCUGCAAAGAAAAAUACCAAGUUCAAGGACAAUGUCAAGCUGCCCAAGGUUAAAGCGAAAGCUAAAGUGAAGGCGACAGUUCGCCCUACAAAAGCGACGGGUCUAGGAAAAGCUCAAUCGAAGCCGACGACUUCCCAAUCACCAUCUAAGCUCAACCGCCCAUCCGCAGAAACCAAGGCAAAAAUACUUGCCGCGGCUAAGGGUACGCCUGCUCGAAAACGUUUGACAAAGGAAAAGAAGACCGAAGCCAAACCAGCGAGCAAGCCAACCCCUAAGGAAGCUCCCAAGAAUGCAGCCAAGAGCGCGGUGCGUUCAGUCAAAGGAAAGAAGAAUUGAUAGCUGCUAUGGCCAUCUUAGCUUCUGCUGAAGUCUUCCGGCCUAUAGCAGUCAAGCAGCACAUAAUAUAUAUGAAAUCCAUUGGACUGGAUCUUGGAUACUUCAGCGCGCCCUAUGUGGCGCGGAUAGACCACCAAGUGGCAUUUUAGGGGAUUCUUUUGGAUGUCCUUGCCUUCAUUUCUUUCUUUCCAUUUCUUUAUUUUUUGCUUCCGGGUAUUUUCUUUUUUGGCUUCCUUGCUCUUGGCCUGCACGGGCUGCAAUACUUUUGCUCAACAUAUGGAUAUUUCGCAGUUUGACCUUUUAUUUCCCCAACCAAUAUUGCUUUAUUCCCCCUUUUUGAUUAUUCCCUCACCCUGAA
Aspergillus wentii DTO 134E9 is the source of this 3017-nucleotide messenger RNA. Its product is annotated as putative histone-lysine N-methyltransferase (Ash1). Gene Ontology annotation, biological process: regulation of DNA-templated transcription. Gene Ontology annotation, molecular function: protein binding; histone H3K36 methyltransferase activity. The transcript has 3 exons. Lineage: Eukaryota; Fungi; Ascomycota; Eurotiomycetes; Eurotiales; Aspergillaceae. The record is from RefSeq and is a predicted model, not a curated record. Bases 149 to 2659 code for a protein of 836 amino acids. Gene Ontology annotation, cellular component: nucleus; chromatin.